Cinara cedri is the source of this 2317-nucleotide messenger RNA. NCBI's taxonomy places the organism in Eukaryota, Metazoa, Arthropoda, Insecta, Hemiptera, Aphididae. The record is from the annotation of a GenBank genome assembly.
UAUUAUUCAAAUGGCUUUAUUGUGGUGGUACAUUCUUUAAUUACAGUGAAUAUUUCUAUCUUUUUUCCUACAUCUUAACUGCGUAUAAAGCUAUUUUAAGUGUUAAAUUCAAUUUUUAAUUGUUUUAUUUUCAAUUUUAAGUUGAAAUAUAUUGACAUACACACUUGUAAAUAUAUAUAAAUAAUUAGUUUUUAAUAUUGAGGUUUUAAAUAUGUUCACCAGAAACAAAAUAAGAGGUGGUCGUGGCACUGACACAACACCGCUAAUAAAUGAUUUGCCAGAAGUAGAAAAAAAAAGAGACUUAAUCAGAAAGUGCCUAGAAAGAGCUAUUGAUAUUACGACUAAAGAUGAAGAAAGCAAUAAUGUUCUACAUAUUAUUGCUUCAAUGCCUAAAAAAGAGAAAAUUAUAUGGUUGGCUAAGAUCCCUAAAAAUCAACUCGCAAAAGCAAUAAAUGCUGAGAACAAGAAUGGACAAACUCCUAUGCAAAUAGCAUUUCAUGCUAAAAUAAACAAGAAAAGUCAUUAUCACCGUACAAUCUCCACUAACGAUAGCACACUUAAAUUUAUUGUAGCGUUGUUAAACAAUGGAGCUAAAGUUGAUCAGCUGCAAUUAUCUGAAGAAUACUUAGCAGCACUGUCUAACUCUCAAAAAAACUAUCAUAUUAAUUUUUUAAAAAAACUAGCUAGCAAAUAUAAGAUUACACAAGUGAAUACUAAUAUAACAAAAUGUGAUAGUGGCUUUGAAAGUGGUCCUGAUGACACUGACUCAAUGCCGUCAACACAUGAAAUAAAGACAACAGAACCUAUAUUGACAGAAAAUAAAAGUAAAAAUCCAUAUGCAACAAUACAGGAAACAAAAGAAGGCUUUGACAGUUCAUUAAAAACAAUCAAAGGAAAAAACUUAGCAAAUUUCAAAAAAUACUUGGAAAAAAUUAGUGUGACCACUACAGAUACAGAAGGCAAUAACAUUUUACAUCUCAUUGCUUCAAUGCUUCGCAAAAAGAAAAUUACACGGUUGAAUCUUAUACUUAAAAGUGAGAUAUCCAAGGAUCAACUCGAAAAAGCAAUAAAUGCUGAGAACAAGAAUGGGCUAACUCCUAUGCAAGUAGCAAUAAAUGCUGAGAACAAGAAUGGGUUAACUCCUAUGCAAGUAGCAUUAAGUGCUAAAAUAAACAAGGAAAGUCACCAUCAUAAUACAAUCCCCGAUAGUGAUAAUACACUUGAAUUUAUUAUAAAGUUAUUAAAAAAUGGAGCUGAUCCUAGUCAGUUGCAAUUGUCUGAAGCACUGUCUCAAUCUACACGAAACUAUUAUUAUGAUUUUUUAAAAAAACUAGCUCAAUCUAGCAAAGAUAAGGCUAUACCUAGCAAAGAUAAGAUUAUACACACUAUUGAUCAUAUUAUUUAUGGUCGGUAUCCAUUACACCUAGCAGUUCUUAGGCAAGAUCAAAAUAUGUUUAGUGCUCUCCUCUUAAAAAAUUAUUCUAUUACUAAAAUGGACGCAGAAGGCAAUAACAUUUUACAUCUCAUUGCUUCAAUGCCUAAUAAAACGAAAAUUACAUGGUUGAACCUUAUACCUAAAAAUGGAACAUUUAAUGAUCAACUCACAGAAGCAAUAAAUGCUACAAACAAGAAUGGGCGCACUCCUAUACAAGCAGCAAUAGUGAACAAAAUAACUAAAGAUACUCACAGAACAUUUACAAUAUCUGACAACACUGUAAAUUUUUGUAUAAAACUAUUAAACCACCCUGUGUUAAACAAUGAAGCUAAAUCCGAGGAUUGUCGUCGUCAUUUUGUAUUACCUGGAAAAUAUAGUAGUGAUAGAUAUAUUAAAUUUUUACAAAAAUUGAUCAAAGAUGAAAGAAUAAAUGCAGAUCACACAAAAGAUAUUUUAGGUGAUAUUCUAAAAGAACAAAUAGCUCAACAUCAAGAAAAUAAAAAAUUAAACAAGGGUAUUAAAAAUACUAGGAAUAAUUGCUGGACUAAAACAAAAAAGUGCGGCAAAGUUAUACUGGAUUUUAUUAAUCCAAACAAAACAGUUGAUAGAAUGACUAAAUUAGCAAUAGCUGCCCUCACUGUUGUUGCUGCUUUUUUUACAUUUGUAAUAAUAGCAUUUGCUGCAAUUAAUGGUCAGCUUCCUAUAGCAGCAGCAGUACCUAUAAUGUUAGCAUUUGUGGUUACUCCUAUAGUCAUAAAAUAUUUCCAAAGCAAUAAUGAAUUAGAAAAAACUGAUAACUCUGCUAAAAAUGAAAAGCCUAAUAGUAGGAUGACUGAUAUACUCACUGGCACUUUCAAGAAUGGUGUUAGAGUUCUCAAUUAA